This is a messenger RNA of Pseudogymnoascus verrucosus, 1166 nucleotides long. RefSeq lists its product as uncharacterized. Lineage: Eukaryota; Fungi; Ascomycota; Leotiomycetes; Thelebolales; Thelebolaceae. The transcript has 4 exons. The record is from RefSeq and is a predicted model, not a curated record. Bases 68 to 952 code for a protein of 294 amino acids.
CACCCCCAAGCCCAUUAUUAUUUUUCAAAGCUUUUGCAUACCUUCUUACGAAGUAAUUUGUCUCAAAAUGCAUCUCUCUAAUUUCCCCGUCGCAUGUCUGUUAAGUGCAAUCGCUCUCGCAGUUCCCACGACUUCACUGUCAUCCCCAACCCAAGUUGAUUCUGCGCCCAAUCCAAUCGGUACACUAUAUCCAACUGAUGUCACCGGAACCAUAAACGGCACGAUCGCCGUGGUUCCAAUUCCAUAUUCGCUCGCACGCGAGCUUAUCCCAUCCCAAUAUGGCAUUCUGAAGAAGGCGUAUAAAUCUGCGUUGCCUGGAUUCCCUCAUGAUAUGUAUCCCCUUAUCGUCCGGUCAAUCCUUGAUCACGAUGUUGGUCUGAACGGAACUCAGCUUAUACCGGAUUUCCAAUCCGUUCACAUAUUCUACCCAUUUGUAGACUUGCUCGGAGACGGCUACUCAAGCUUCGCCUAUGGCAAAUAUCUCAUUCUCACGGGGACGAAUACUGUUGCAAUCGGAGGUUCUGAAGCAUAUGGCCAAAUUGCCAUCCCGGCAACUUUCAAACCAGAAAAUAAUUCCUACGCCUUCUCUCAUCCCUCGAGGGGGGGUCAGGAGAUCUACUUAAACGCAUACACGAAUGAGAGCGACAGUGCGGUAGUCACUACUAAAUUCAAGCCUCUUCCAUCGGUAGGCCCGUGGCCACUUGAAUUCUAUGUCAAUGUAACAAACCAGCCCAUCUUUGCCGACGGCGUAAAGUGUGAUCAGCAGAUCACCUUCUUCAACACCACGCUUUCUACAGGCGUGAAUGAACCAGUUGGUAUAAUAGGCGACAUCUCGAUUUCUGCGCCUUACUUGCCAUCAGACAGUACUUUCAGGAAUGUCUUUGGCUUGAAGUUGGACGUUGCUUUCCUCGAGAACAAUCUCCUCGAGUGUCCGUCGCUGAAGGGUUUAUAGUCAUGUUUGUAUCCAUGGCGCUAUAUCUGGGUUGAGAGCUCAUAGUAUUAGCCAUACCAGAUGAGAGUUGGGGGGCUAUAUAACUUCCUGCUGUGCUCUGGUGUGAUCCAGUGCGAAGAUGGUGGAUCGGCGGGGGUCAUUUGGAGAAGGAAAACCCAUACUUCACAUGCAAAGAUGUGUCAAGCAUCUCUGUAGACAAAGCAGAGCCGUGACU